AUGGCUGAAUCACAUGAUUAUUCUUCUUUCCUACCCACUCCACCACAGACACAACUGCCUAGUCAGCAGCAGCAGACGAGAACAGGACCUCAAAGUGACGAGAGUCGGGCCAUACGGGAAGCAGCGCGGCAGCGGCUGCAAGAGCAAAGGCGACGCGAGCGGGAGGCGAUAAGAUAUCAGCAGCAGACAGUGAGGUGGGUGCAGGAGGAAGAGCGCCGCCGCCAACGAGUGGAGAAACGAGCGGAGAUAAUUCGGCAGCGGGAAGAAGAACGCCGCCGCCAACAAGAGGAGAGGAUACGACAGCAGGAACUAGAAAGAGAACGCCACCCACAAACUGAAGAGAGAAGACAGUGGCUGGAGAGACACCGUCGGCGUCAAGAGGAGGAGGCUCGACGUCGAGAGGAGCUGGCGUCGCACACGAGAAAGCGCCGUCGACGAGCUAGGGAGGCGAGACAGGAGCUAGAUUUACCAAACCCGGAGUAUGAAUCCUUCUUGGGGCACCCGAGGUCUCUUAAGCGCGCGAAGACUGACAAUAACCAAAGACGUCGUCAGCCACGGCAAGAUGGACCUUCUGGCACCAUACCGGCCCAACAGGCAGCUCCUCCUGACCUGAUGUCCAUGGAGAUGAUUAUGCGGCACAAAGAAGCGCUAGGCAGGCUGAUGCAAGCAGUAGAGCAAUCCUUCCAAGAGAAGCAAGCGGCCUCGAAUCGCCGUGAUUGGUGCAACCCUGUGCCUGCAAAUCGUAAGAUCGACACAGUCCAGUCCUUUCUGAAAGCCUUCCACGAUGAAGGCAGCAUGGAGAUAGCAGUAUGCUCGGUUUGCUAUCUACAGAAGAAGCCACGGGACCUAGACCAUGUCGACUGGGAAAGGGCGUUGCAUGACGAGAUUCGUUCAGCAAUGACCAACUUACUGGCGUGUAAGAGAUGCUUCCCGGAGGGAGAUGGCGAGACUGUAGUGCCGAUAUGCUUUUCCUGUCGAGAGGCUUUCGACCGAGGCAGAGUCCCGGAGGCAUGCAUGGGGAGCACGAUGCUCAUCGGCUGCGAGCAUCGGUAUCCAAAGGAGCUGAAAGACCUUACCCCUCUCGAGGAGAAGCUGAUCUCUUUCAAUGUGGCAUAUGGGUUCAUCACUAAGUUUAACAUCCAACGUGGCCAGCUAACCGGCCCGACAUAUCGGAAGCACGUCGCGGGUCACAUCACGGUGUUCCCCAACGACGUGGAGUCUUUGGCUGCCACAAUCCUGCCGCACCCACUUGUGUCGACACUGGAGCAGGUGCAUGUGAUUUGGACCGGCUUAGAGCGGCCCACGCCUCGAGAUGUGAGUAAACUGCUCAGCGUUCGACCUGGUGCCAUCCGCACAACGUUACAGUGGCUGCGAGCAAACAACCCUCUUUACGUCGACAUUGUGAUCAAUGAAGAGGAGAUGGAAAGUUGGGAUUUUGAAGGCGGCAGCGAUGUGCCAACACAAGCCUACCAACGCAUGGUGAGGGAAGAAGAGACUGCAGAAGAGCUUAUACGGACAGCACAGAUCGUGCCUCCAACUGAUCGAGGGCAGGACACUCCUGGUCAAUCGUCAUCGGUCGAGGACAUUGCGAUAGAGCUGGCAGAAAAGUCUAAGUGUAACCCUGGACAAUCUGAGCCUGCGCCGCAUGGCGUACAGCAACCCCCUAGCUUGGAGGAGGCGACGGCCGAGGAAACGUCAGAGCGGGCGUUUGAGCUGCGCUCCUCGGCGAUGUUCCCGAUCGACGAGCAGGCUGCCUUCGCAGAGGAGGACAAGCUAGAGUUCAUCAGUAUAGCCCUGCAGGCAGAGCGCCAAUUCGACGAUAGGUACGAAGGUGUUGCAGGCGAAGCCCCGUCGAUGCAGGUUCAUGGCUCCUCAGGUCGUCCGUUCAUCCGGGUAUCACAUGGUCGCGCGAGUUCGCGGACGGCUUUUCUCCAGACUAUUUCCCAAAAACCUUCCCUACCUGCUUCCCUUAUGGCCACGGCGGACCACGAGCGGCGGACCGGAACGAGGUGGGAGAUCCAGCAAAUCCCCUGA
This is a messenger RNA of Fusarium oxysporum Fo47, 2034 nucleotides long. RefSeq lists its product as uncharacterized. The transcript has a single exon. The coding region runs from base 1 to 2034 and encodes 677 amino acids. The record is from RefSeq and is a predicted model, not a curated record. NCBI's taxonomy places the organism in Eukaryota, Fungi, Ascomycota, Sordariomycetes, Hypocreales, Nectriaceae.